ACAGCACAUCUCAAGAGUCGCUCGCUUUCAAGCGCAGUCAAAUGGCGCCGCUCCAGAGAGUCACGGCAAACAGUCCGUCCAGCUGAGGACAAAAACGCUUCUCUGGGAUUUUAUGUGUUUUUCGCUUUUCUGUGCUGUCUUCUGUUAGCCAUGAUUGUAUCUACCUGCAAGUGCGGACAUAUAAAAAGACGUUGAGCCUAUUUCUGCAUGAAGCCGAUAUUAUUCCGGUGACAGAUUGACAACUAACAUACAGCAUUCAACCAAAGCAUCCCAGAUCCUUGGACCAUGAGCAUCUCUCGCUAUGAACCCAGCUGUGAUGUUGACCUGGCGCCCCUUCUGUCCUGUAAACUCUGUCUGGGAGAGUUUCCCAUGGAGCAGAUGACCACCAUAUCCCAGUGCCAGUGCAUGUUUUGCAGUCUGUGUUUGAAGCAAUAUGUUGACCUGCUCAUUAAAGAAGGCCUCGAAGCGGCUAUUAGCUGUCCAGACUCUGCCUGCCCAAAACGGGGACAUUUACAGGAAAACGAGAUUGAGUAUAUGGUGCCUGCUGAGGUCAUGCAACGUUAUAGGAGACUCCAAUUUGAGCGAGAGGUGCUCCUGGAUCCUUGUAGGACCUGGUGUCCAUCCUCCUCAUGCCAAGCUGUGUGCCAGCUGAAGGAAGAAGAGGUGGAAAUGGCGCAGCCUGUGCAGUGCCCUCAGUGCAACCUGCGUUUCUGCUCCGCAUGCAGUAGAGACUGCCACACAGGCCAGGGGUGUCAGGAGGGCCUUCCAAUUGCCACCUUCCUGCCCAGGGAGAAUAGUUUUAACCUGAAAGAUCAGGACGACGAGGCCCCAAUCAAACGCUGUCCUAAGUGUAAAGUGUUUAUCGAAAGAGAUGAAGGCUGUGCACAGAUGAUGUGUAAGAACUGCAAACACGCCUUCUGCUGGUACUGCCUGGAAUCACUCGACGAUGACUUCCUACUGAUUCACUAUGAUAAAGGACCCUGCCAGAACAAACUGGGUCACUCCAGAGCCUCCGUCAUCUGGCAUCGGACGCAGGUUGUAGGCAUCUUCGCUGGUUUCGGUUUGCUCUUGCUGGUUGCCUCCCCCUUCCUUCUGCUGGCCACUCCUUUUGUACUUUGCUGCAAAUGCAAGUGCAAGCAUGGGGACGAUGACCCUCUUCCUACCUAGGGCCCUGGGCCACAUUCAGGAGUUCACCUUUUGGCCCAGUCGACUGAGGUUUAACUACAACCCCGUCUUUGAGCUGCUUUUGUAGCUCCAACUGGGACGUUAGUGGAAGACUCAGGUCUUGACAUUGAAAUGGGGAGGUUUACAAAGAGUCAGAGUUGUCGGAGUUAAGCAAGUAUAUAGUGUUUGGAAAAAAGGACUUUGAUUCAAGACACAGUUUGUUUUGGAGGAUUCGCACAUUGUUCUCUCUGUGAUAUGUAGCUUUCCUUAUUCUGUUGUCUUGUAUGUGUUGUCAAUCUCACUAUUCACUUUUUCUUCACUUUAUGUGGUGUUCACCGAAAAACAUUCAUUUGCUCACCUUUGUGUCAAAUCUGUAUGGCUUUUUUCUAUUGAAGAGUCCAAAGUACAUUCUUUCCGUAUGAAGAAACAGGGACCAUGGAUAGACUUUUUAUUGUAUAGCUUAGGCACUGUUGGAUAACUUGUAUACUAUUGUGUAAAUACAGAAUACAGUGUGGGGUGAGCGAAUGAUAGAGAAAAUAUCCCUUCAAGGCUAACUAAAUGUAUUUUUUGAUGUUGUUUAUUGUGGGACACAACACCGACAUAUUCUUCUACACAGCAUCUUGCAGGAAUAAGAGGAAGAAGCUCUUCUUCAACAGUGCUUUCUUGUAUUUUUGUAGCAUAGUCACAUGACCUUAGUAUGUCUUAAUUUUUCUAGUCUCCGUGCAUUCUAAAUGCAUGUUGGAAUCAGACAGGCCAAAGCAAGACUACGACUUUAAAACAGAAGAUCCUCUUCUACGGUUGAUGCUUCCUUAUAUGCUUGUUUUCAUGGGACAGCAAACCUUGUUCUUCCAUAUAAAUCAGUUUAGCACCACAGACGUAGCAAUCACACCACCUGAUGCCUUGUCAGAGCUCAUAGGGUUGGUGCUACAGAAAGACUCAGUCAGCGCUAUCACAAAAACCAAAAUCAUAUGUUUUAUACCGCUUAUCACAGUAAAUGAUGUCAUGUACAGAGACAUUCAGUUGAUAUAAAACAUGUUGCAUUUUGAUUUCCCUCAAACUGUUGAUCUUAAUCUAAACCCAAACUGCACAACCAUGUGCAUGCCAAUUAAGGUCAAAGUAAUCAGGUCAGUGAAGCUUAACUUUUUACUUUUCAGUCAGGUCAUGCUAGGAGUUGUUUGAUUAUUUAUUAAUUUAUUUUGGGGGUAAUGCUUCAGAUUGCCAAAAUAUGUGAUGUGUAACCAAUGUGCUCACUGUUUAGCGCAUUAUUAUUUGGUUGAUAGCAAACCAAGUUUUUUUUUAUGACCUUUAUUCUAUGUUUUGCACACUUUAAGUGUAUGAAAAAUUUUUGUAGCUACCUGUAUAUAAUGUACAUGUUUUUCACGUUUAAAUAUAUUAUUAUGCUGCAAUGCACUUGGCUUGCUUUCUUGUGCACUAGUUUUCACAAAUGCUUGCAUCAUAUUUAGAUCAUUAUUUUUUUUAACAAUGUACUUCAAUUCUUGGUAGGGGUGCGCGAUAUAUUGGCCGAUGAUGCUUCUCAAUUAAUUACGGUGAAAUGCCGCUACAUCCAAAAGCCAGGGGGCGCUCUCGUGCAGAAACUCAAUAUGCGCUGCAGACGAAGAAGCAUAGACACGCAGCUCCAGGAAAUGGCGUAAGGAUAUAUUUAUAUUGUUGUUCUUUUAAACCUUUUCAGGUAUUUUCAUGAUAAUAAACAACAUGUAUAAUGAUUAUGUUUGAUGCUUUUUCAAAUCCAUGUUAUAAACGACUCAAACUAACAUUGAUUUCAGAUCGAUUAGGACUUACUGAUCAAAAGCCGUAUUACAUGAAAUAGCUGUGAAUAAUAUCGGCUGUGCGAUUCAAAAUAGUUGGCCGCGUAUUAUUAGUGUGUAUCGGCAUUUAUCGGUGCACCCUUAAUUCUUGGAAAUGCUCGUUCUUGUCUAGACUUCAGUGCUCUAAACAUUACAGAUAUAACG
Paramisgurnus dabryanus is the source of this 3134-nucleotide messenger RNA. The record is from RefSeq and is a predicted model, not a curated record. NCBI's taxonomy places the organism in Eukaryota, Metazoa, Chordata, Actinopteri, Cypriniformes, Cobitidae.